Messenger RNA from Trametes versicolor FP-101664 SS1, 3123 nucleotides. RefSeq lists its product as uncharacterized. The record is from RefSeq and is a predicted model, not a curated record. The transcript has 7 exons. Gene Ontology annotation, molecular function: zinc ion binding. Bases 1 to 3123 code for a protein of 1040 amino acids. NCBI's taxonomy places the organism in Eukaryota, Fungi, Basidiomycota, Agaricomycetes, Polyporales, Polyporaceae.
AUGGCCAUUUGCACUAUCUGUCACGUUGAGAAGGAUUUGGCCAGCUUCCCUCUUCGCAUCAAGAGCAGCGCCGGCGGAAAGAAGGGAGAGCCGACCGCUAUCUGCCGGGAAUGCACCGACCAGCGCAAGGAAAGCCGCAAGAAACGCGCCGGCAAGCGCAAGGCCGAGACGGAUGACGGCGUGAAGGACGGGUUAGGGAAGGACGACGAUGAUGAAGUAGAUCUCGGUGAGAUCUCAGUUGCCGAGUUCCUGGAUGCCGUAAAGGAGUCGGACUCGCCUGUGAAGGUUCGCGCCCAGGUGGACAUCGCUGCGAUCGCGGCGGCCGGUGCAACACCGCGGGAGCGCGCGAAUCAACUUGCCGAUGCGAUGGGAAACGUGCAGUUGCUGCAUUGGACUUUCGAGAACCGCGGUGUACGCGUACGGAAGGAGACCGAAGUGUUCUCCUACAGUUGUGCUCAAUCAGAAAGCCGUGAGCACAAAGCGAAGGUCCAAAAGGGAGAGAAGGCACGGGACAGCGAUCGGAUGGACCGUUUCCCAUGCGAUGGCUGGCUGCAUCUGACGACAGAGGCGGGCGGGCUCCCCGUGGAGGAUGUAGAGCUGCCGUACAGUGCAAACACCGUGUACUACUAUUGGCACGUGGUCAGCCGCGAGGAGUGGCGUCUUGCAGACUCGCCGUUAGAGUCCGCGCGUAAGUUCGUCGAGGAGAGAGGGAAGGAUCAUCACAUCGCCAUGCUGGAUGUGGAAGCAGAGCCAGGAACAGAAGCAUUAGCGUUUUAUGUAACCGACUUCGUGGGCGCCUGGGCGCAGCACACGCAAGAAUUGGCAAUGGACUCAACGUGGAAUACCAACGGCGGGAACUUCGAGCUCUUUUCUGCUGUCGCGGAUGCAAACGGCGCUGGGAUUCCACUCGCAUUCAUCUUCCUCCGGACGACCAAGGACGCCGCUGCUGGAGCCAAGCAGGCGGUACUCGCGCGCUUUUUAGAGCGGCUCAAGGAGCUCGGCAUCGACCCCGAGUUUACGCUUACGGACAAGGACUUCUCCGAGAUCAACGCGAUGGGCGCCACCUGGAAGUAUGCGAAGCAUCAGCUAUGUUUUUGGCACGGUCUUCGCGCCGUAAAGCAGCGCCUUUGCAAGAACAAGCAUGUUCCGGCGCCCUACAACGCAGAUGCCGCUCACAGUGAAUUCUCGUUCAUUGACCCCCACUUCCUCCCUGCUGCUCAACGCUCUGAAGCUGGCCUGGAUCCGAUUCCUCCACCCCCGGAAAAGCCCCUCCCUCGGGUUCGCCUACUGGUGGACGGCCGCCCGCCAAUUCUCACACCGGCGCUGCGGAUCAUUCUCAAGCCCGGGGACAUAGCCGAUGCACUCGGCCACCUGCGGCCGCCUGCGGAUCGUCCCGCCAAGUCUGGCAAUCGUGCGGAGGGUGGCACCGCCGAGCAGUUCAAUGUGCAGCGUGCUGGUAGCUGCGCCGCACGCCCCUCUCAGCUGGUCGACAAUCCAGCGCUCGAGCUGGAUGAUGACGAGCGAAGCGACGACGGCAUCUUCUUCGCGGAUCGUGCCGAGGCCGGAGAUGAAUGGGAAGACGAAGAUUUCGACAUUCCAGACCUAGUGGAGGUGGACGAGGGAGAGGAGACUGAGAUCGACGAUGAAGACGAUUGCCGACGCGAAGUCGAUGCGAUCGAGCGGGACUCUGCAAACGUCGACCCCGACACUCCUCCCGACACAUCGGAAACUGGCGGACGCUCCCGCGCUUCGGACUACCAGUUCUGUCCGGCUUGCCACCGCCUCCCCAUCCUCCGGCUCUUCACCAAACACGCAUGCCAGCACCCUCUCCUGCCCGAGCGCCACGGUAUCCGUCGGUCCGCAGAGGACAUUUAUCGAGACGCCGUUGAAGAGAUGUACCGCCAUUGCAAGGCGAACAACCUAUCCGAGGUCUGGGCGUACCUCUGGAACUCCUGGUACUGCCCAUCACGCUGGAAACUCUGGGCACGGUCGGCGUACGCCGAGAGCAUCCCCCGAAAGCGGACAACCAUGAUUGUUGAGGCCUUGUGGCGUGGCAUCAAGCGGUUAGUACUGCACAUGUACAACCGACCGCCGAUUGAUCUCGCGCUCUACGCGGUCGUUACGAAGACGCUCCCUCGGUAUCGCGUCACGCUCAGUCGCAUCCUGAAGAAUUCCCGGCCCGGCCGUCCUGCAAAACUCACAACUGUUCAGAAGGACUUCAAGCGCUCGUGGGAGCGUCUCCGGAAGGUACAGAUCCGCGGCGAGUACACGACGGAUGUCACGCAGUGGACGUGCGACUGCGGCUCGCAGAAGUACCACGCCCAUUUACUCUGCAAGCAUCUCGUGCAAGCAGUCGGCCCGCUCACUGCGAAAUGGUGGCGGACCGUUGUCCGCUACCACAUCCCCCCUUUCUACACCGUCCCCAUCGACGGCGAGACUGCCCCGGCACCCGAAAACCUGCGCAAUCACGCCUGGAUCCCACGCAUGCGCCGCAAGCGGUCGGCUAUUGUUCCGCGCCCGCCACGCGUCCAGCGUACUGCGCCGGCCGCCGAAGACUCGGACUCGGAUGUGAAUAUUCCAAGUAUAGACAGAUAUGAUAGAUCCUCAUCUCCGAUCUGCUCUUCCCCUGACAAGGCACCGCCCACCGGCCGUGAUGGGCUUCCACGGUCGCGCAGUGGAGGAGACUGCGAUUUUGAGCCCGAGGACGAGGAUGAGCAGGACUUAGAGCGAACUGCACGCCGGCUGCUCACUGCGGUCAAGAUUCUCAACAGUCAGGUGGACAACCCAGACCCCCGGUUCUUCCGGAACGCAGUGCGCUGCAUGCAAGGUGCCAUCAAAUGGGUCAGCGCAUUCGACAAACACGCUGUACCGGACGUGGAGACGAUCGGCCCCGACGAUGCCAUCAGCUUCCUCGGCCGGGCACGCCAGCUCUUCGACGAUGAGCGCCGCCCUCCAAUCGAUGCACAGCGCUUGCGAAAGGCCGCUCAAGCCAUCCAAGGUACAGUGGACUGGGUGCGCGCAGUUGAACACGCAGAGGCCCGUCGCACGAUGGCUAAAACGAAUACGCAUCGCACGGACGAGCCUAAUCCCGUACACAUGUUUGGUUACCUCUGUCCCGAGUAG